Condylura cristata (star-nosed mole) is the source of this 852-nucleotide messenger RNA. RefSeq names its product arylacetamide deacetylase-like 3. Lineage: Eukaryota; Metazoa; Chordata; Mammalia; Eulipotyphla; Talpidae. Gene Ontology annotation, molecular function: hydrolase activity. The record is from RefSeq and is a predicted model, not a curated record. The annotation marks the transcript as partial. The transcript is spliced from 3 exons.
GGCUCUAUUUUCGAGAAGUUGAAGAUCUGCUCCAUGCCCCGGUUCGUCCAAUUCACCCAUGACCUGCUUCCGAUCAAGAACGACCCUGACGUGGUGGUCACGGACCUCCGCUUCGGGACCAUCCCGGUGUGGCUGUACCAGCCCAAGGCGGCCUCCUGCUCCAGCAGGCCAGGCAUCGUGUUCUACCACGGAGGCGGGGGCAUCAUGGGGAGCCUGAGAACCCACCACAGCAUCUGCCGCCAGCUGUGCAAGGACAGCAACUCCGUGGUCCUGUCGGUCGGGUACCGCCUGGUACCCCAAGGUAGGUUUCCGGUGCUGGUGAGAGAUUCCAUCUGCGCCACUAUCCACUUCCUGAGGUCCCUGAAGCUGUACGGGGUGGAUCCGGCCCGUGUGGUCUUGUAUGGUGACAGCGUUGGAGGUGGACUGGCAGCCGUAGUCUGUCAAAACCUCUUGGACUAUCCAGAUCUCCCCAAGAUCCGCGCCCAGGUGCUCAUCUACCCUGGCCUCCAAGGUAUUGAUUUCCAGUGCCCCUCGUAUCAGCAGAACAGGAAUGUCCCAUUGCUCAGCCUGGACUUUGGUUUCUUCUGUUGGAGCAACAACCUGAGCAUCAACCCUGCCUGGAAGAGCAUCAUCCUGCAAAAUGCGCACUUGCCCCCUGCGGUGUGGGCAAAGUAUCAGAAGUGGCUGGGCCCAGACAACAUCCCUGAGAGGUUUAAGCAGAGGGGGUACCAGCCGAAGACCCCUGGGCCCCUGAAUGAGGAUGCCUACCAGGAGUGCCUCCUGGCUCUGGAUGAGAUGGUCUCGCCCCUGAUCGCCUCUGAUGACGUGGUGUCGCGGCUCCCGGAAACCUGC